AUGCAGUCCUUCCUCGGAGGCCUCAACUACUACAGCCGAUUCAUUGAGGAUCUCGCAAUCUAUGCCUCGAUCUUGUACGAGCUGCGAGAGGUCGACUUCUAUGAGAUGAGCCGGAACCCUGGUCAAAAGACUGGGGACGAAGUACAUUCUGACGAUGAAAUACUGACGGCGCCGACAGACGAAAAGGACAAGUGGGACCGAGCGCAGGCGGUGUUUGAGAUAUUGAAGAACAAGAUCGCGACGGCUGUCAUUUUGAUCCGGACUGGGUACCGGUGUCCAACGAGCUCAACUAUGCCCGACCUAACGGUGAAUGAGGAGGAGUACCAGGGCCUGUUGUUAGGCUUUGAUCUACUCUCCAGCAUGGACCGGGGACGCCUGAUCACCCCAACUUAG
This is a messenger RNA of Phytophthora nicotianae INRA-310, 393 nucleotides long. RefSeq lists its product as hypothetical. The transcript has 2 exons. The record is from RefSeq and is a predicted model, not a curated record. Lineage: Eukaryota; Oomycota; Peronosporomycetes; Peronosporales; Peronosporaceae. The coding region runs from base 1 to 393 and encodes 130 amino acids.